AUGAACAAGGACAACGGACCAACUAUGUCGUCCCACUUUGAGCCUUCAAUUGCUGCCAGCGAUGGCCAGGAUAAACCACCGCCCCGCUUUCUGCAGUGGCCACAAAGCUCAAUCAACGAUACGCCUGGAUUUUUGUUCGCAAAGCCCGCUGGCUGUCUGAAAAGCGGGUUGCCAAGAAAGCCUAUGAUGGCCCUUACUUCCCCGACAAUGAGUCUUCCUGAGAUCUCGCAGGUGCCUCGCCCGAUGGAGGAAACCAGUAUAUCAGAUACGCAAACUUUAGCUGCAAGGUCAGGCGCGGCUGAAGGUCCAGCUCAGGAUGUCUCUUUCUUGUCAACCACGCGUGGCAAUUGCAGGUCACCGCACCAAGAAACCUAUGCUACAGGGAAUCCGCUCCAAUGGAAGCCACAUAAUUUCACGUUAGCCGUUCGGCAAUCGCUGGAAAAGACAGAACCAACUGCCCGUGUGGGGUCACAGCCAGAUAUACAGGGAAUCUUUUCCCCGGAGCUUAAUGCUGGUGAGAAUGAGCCUGCCUUACCUUAUCCUAUCUCCUCUCCAUCUGCUAGCCACGAGUUGGGACCCGAAGCAAUUGCCCAAGGCUCCGAGUACAUCCCGGAGAAGCCUGAGCCUCCGAAGAGGGAUCUUCCCUUGAAACGCCCUGCGGGCUCACGAAAGGUCAAGCCAAAGAAACAAAAUUUGAACUCCAUAAGCCAAUCAGACGCGCAUCAGCUGACGGAAGACAACUUGUUCGAGCUUCUUGUGAAAAGAAUCCGACAACGAGAAGAUGAUGAAGCCGCUGCUGAAGGCAUAAGACGUCAAGUGGAGGAACAUAAUAGGAGUCUUAGUAAGGAGAACCAAGCUUUACGCUCCGAGUUGAAGGAGCUGGAUGCACAGCUACAGAAGAGCAUGGUCGAGUCAAGCGAUGCCAGGUCUCAGCUGGAAGAAUGGAAAACCAAAAUCCGCAAAUUCAGAACAGUGGUCAAUGACCUGGGUCGGGAGUACGAUGCACUUCGUGAAGAAUCCGAUAAGCUGCGCGAGGCCACGAUAUCCCUGGGGCAAGAGAAAGCUGAUCUCAACGUGGAAAUUGAGCGCAUCAGACUUCACGUUGCCCAGGCCGAAGAGACGGUCGACAAACAGCGGGAUCAAAUCUUGGAUCGCGAGAACAGAAUAGCUAUGCUCGAGCAGGCACUCUCGGUCUCCAAAGGCCAUGAAAACGAUUCAGUGUGUCAGAUUGAAGAUCAAAAGAGGAAAAUUGUCACUCUGGAGGCUUACAUCCAGAACUACUCGUUGAGUCAUGCUAGGCAGCUCAGCACUAUGAGAGACGACCAAGCAAAGCUUCACAAAAGAGUUGAUGCAGGUUUUGAUUUGCUCAUCCAGAAAGCAGACGAAACGAAGGAUUCCAUGAUCUCCACAGCCCAGCAAGCCCUCGAGGAAUGUCGUUCUUCCAUUCAAUCAUUGACUGAGCAAUCCACUUCUCAGCAAAUCGAUGUCCAGAAUUUUACCGACGAGGCUAAUCACAUCGUUUCUCAGCUCAAUCGGCUAUCGGUGCAAUUCGCUGAAGGCGUCAAUGGGAGCACCACUCUAAACACUAAUGCAUCUAAGGCUAUCGAAGACGGUUUGGGGCUGAUUGAGAGACACUUUGGAUCCGACUCUCCUCUCUUUACGGAACUUUCUAAUUCCGAAAAAUUACAUGAAAGUUUAACGGGACAGUUUCAGGCUAUGGAGCCAAAAUUGAACCACCUCGAUAAUUCAGUAACCAGCUUGAUAGGAAAUGAAAGGAAACUCCUCGAAAGCCUUGAUACAUUACGCGAAACACUAGCUGAUGAGCAGAUUCGGACAGGAAAAGCAGUCUUGGAAGCUGAACUCGCCAAGAGGGCUAAUGAGAAUGUACAACUUCAGGUCCAGAACUACAAAAUCUCUUUCGAAUCUGAAUUGUUGCAAAAAAGUCUGAAGGAGCAGGAGGCUACCAUCAAGAAAUAUCUUACGGCUAUCGAUGAGAACAAGGCUAGGGUCCAGGUACUUGAGCAGGAAGUGUAUAAUCUCACGGCUGAGAAGGUGGCCUUGGGAGGCGAGAUUGAGACAACGAAGCUCGAAAUGCGGCAGGAGCUGACUCAAGAAAAGCAAGCUUUAAAGGAGCAGAUAAAAGCUCAAUACGAACCACAGCUUAUCAACCUCAGGAAAGACAAACUUGAGCUUGAGGAAGCUUCAGCUGAUCUUAUUAAAAAGCUUGGCGACAUCCAACAUGCCUUGAUUGACGCCAGAAGGGUUGUUGAGCAACUGCGCAAAGAGCGGGAACUCUUGGUCCAAGAAACCGAGCAGCAAGUUGUGGAACUCACGAAGUCCUGUUCUGAAUCCAACGCGCAGCUAGUUGCUCAGACAGGAGAGCUACAGCGAUUCCAAGAACUCGAUGCCGCUUCUAGAGUUGAGAACAGUAGUCUUCGCGAACAGCUUGAGCAAGCACAAGAAACGAUACUUCAUCUUGAGCAGAGACCAACCGCUCCAGCUAAGGGUGAUGACACACGUGAUGCCUCACCAGGUAAUGUCAUUGUUCCUUUUGCUACAAUGGAGGGAAAGCUGUCGCCAACCCCCGCUGAAUCUCCUUUUCAUGAAUCAUGCGACUUUGCAAUGCUCUUCAUGUCAGAUGAAGAAGCAGGCGCUUCCGUGCCAGCUGAAAAGGUCAGGGAUAUUAGCUCACAAGAGCGCAACCUUAAGAGAAGGUCGUCCAAUUCUAAGAAAGCGACAAACUCCCCUGAUGGCGAUAAGCGCACUAAUAAAAGCCCUCUUGCUAAGAAAAAGCGCAAAGUCAGCAUUUCCGAGGCUCCCAGACAAUUGAAAAGUGCUAGGGUUUCGCCGAGUGGCCAGAUGACUACCAGUACUGCCGAAGAGAACAAGAAUAUUGAGAAUUCAGCAAGCAAGAUAUCGAAACAUAUCCAUAAGUGGACCUACAGUCGCAUUCACAGUACAGCCACGCAGCUUCAGAGACAACAGUCCGCCACUUCUGUUCGGUCCGCAGCGUCUGGACGUUCUGUGGUUGAGCGACGAACCAGCCCACAAGGCCUCGUAUCGGCAAGUAGUGCAGUGGAAGUGCCGAAGCGCAAAAGUUCCCGGGGUCGAGGGAGAGGACGAUCUCGCAAUGAUCGAUACCACGCACGCUUCAACACUGAAGAAUAA
Messenger RNA from Penicillium chermesinum, 3168 nucleotides. RefSeq lists its product as uncharacterized. The transcript is spliced from 5 exons. NCBI's taxonomy places the organism in Eukaryota, Fungi, Ascomycota, Eurotiomycetes, Eurotiales, Aspergillaceae. The record is from RefSeq and is a predicted model, not a curated record. Bases 1 to 3168 code for a protein of 1055 amino acids.